AACACACUCAAAUCUCUUUUUUUUUGUUUCAAAUCAGAAUUGUGAAAUCUGAUUGUACUUUAACAAAAGUGGAAAAAUAAAAAUUAAUGGUAUACCCUUGAGUAAACAAACAGUUUGCUCCUUUGUUUUUUAGAUUUUAUAAAUUGAAAAAAUUGUUGCUUAAUCUUUUUGAAUUAGAUUUCUUUUUCAAAGAGUCAUCGACAAAUCUUGAUUCAAUUAAAAAAUAAACAAUUUUUUCAAGGUCGUCGUAGAAAUAUAUUAUAUUUUAUAACUUUGAAGUAGAAUAAAGUGCAACAUGAGCAAGUUUUCAACGAUAAAUGAAAUCACAACAAUUUUAAAAAAUGUUUUAAGUGCUAGUAACUUCUACAGGAGGAAUGUGUGAAAGUGUUGUUAAAGAUACUGUGAAUAUAUUUGACACAAAACACCUCUUUUUUAGAUGAUUUCAUAUACAUUAGCUUUAUCGCGUGUGAGAAAUCAAUUAGCAUUUAAGUACAAUUAGGCACUCUCUCUGCUAAUCAGUAUUUGUUAGUUGUGAGCAAUAUUUUAAUUGAUUUCAAGAUUCAUGCAAUUCCAUUCCUGUUAAAUCUCCUUUUGACGCAACAUACAUGUGAUGAAGAGUAAACAAAACAAAGAGUGAAUGGAUUCCAACACACUCUCACAUGUAGGAGCAGAAUUGAUAGAGACACUACUCCAUGAACACUUCGGCAAGCGAUGUACUCUCGUUGGGAUGGCACUUUUCCGCAAUGGGACAUUAUCGUUUCUUGAAUUGAAACACGCAAUAGGGUUUCCAUUUCUGGAAUUACGUCAUUGCCUUACAAUACUUAUCUUGCAAAACGCAGUGACGUAUAGUACGGUUUCCGAAACUGUAGUCUAUACGUUUCAUUCUCUUCAAGUUCUCUAUCGAUUACGCUUUCCACGUUUUUGCUUGUUUUUGCAACAACACAAGGACCCUGUAUGUCGAAUACUUUUUAUGGAAGUUUUAAAAUAUGGCCGUGUUACUUUGAAAUUUUUGUUUGAACAGCUUUUAAAAGAUAAUGACGAAAAAGAAGAUACAAUAACGGCGCUUUGGAAAGAAACGAACUCCGAUGAUGAAAACAAUGGUAAAGGUCACCAUAACGAUUUGACUGAUAUUUCGAAAAACAAGUUAAAAAACUCGUCCACUAUAAAACUUAAAGAGGAAACACUUAGUGCAGGAUUUAUGUCGCUUAUAAAAGAAAAUUAUAUUAUACGUGUCGAUCAAGACGAUAAUAAGAAUGCAUGUUUGAUAUCCCAGUCAGCUAAAAGCAAGGACACGAUGAUCGUAUGCCCUGGGAAUAAAAGAAAAAAAAUAACUAAAGCAACAUCUAAUAAAUCUACUAAAUUAGACGUUGCAUUCACUGUAGCAUUAACCGACUAUGAUUUAAAAGGAAUGGGUACGUCUUCUAAUCACAACAUGAGCGGUGGCAAAAAUUUAUUAAGAAAUGAAUUGUUUCCUUUAACGACAUCAAAAUCUGUUUUGAAAAAAGAAGAAUCUGUAUCUGUUAAAAGUUUAAUAAACAACUUAAAUUUGCACAAUGUUGUUUUUCGAGUGAAUAUACCAUUUAUGAAUUUUCUUCUUUUACGAGAGUUAGCAGAAAAUUUUAUGGCAGCAAAAUGGGGUGAAAGUCGUCUAGUGCGUUGUAUCACAAGAAUUCUUUUAAAAAGUGUUCGUUUUGAUGCUUUGAAUGCUUGUAUUACGAAUGGUAUGACUUUUAGUGAUAUUUGUAGUGAGUUAGAAAGGGUAGGCCAGGAAGAAGAGAAUCCGUUUCCAAUAGAUGAUUCUAAUAAAUUGCUUCAUUUAUUCGAUGCUUUUGAUCGUACGGAUUCUAUUAUUCGUAAGAUAACUGCUGAUGCUAUACCAAUGUUUAUUUUUGACUGGGAAUGUUUUAAAAGAUGUGUUCAAGAAAGAAUUUUUUUCAAUGCUGUUGUAGCAUCACAUGGUGAGAAAGCGGGAAGAAUUUGGGGGCUCUUACGAUCGUCGCAAAACAUUCAUACGGAUUUCAAUAUUCCGAAAUUAUGGGAGGAUCAACAAGUAUCUGACGAGGCACUUCUACCACCUUCAGUAACAAGAGAAAUUUUGUACCGUUUAGCCGCAAGCGGGUUUGUACGUAUGCAUCAAUCAGUAAGAUUUCGUUGUUUGAUAACCGUUGUCAAUGUAAGAGAUAUUUUACCUUAUUCUUUAAAGGACUUGGUCACAGGCGCUCCUACAACCUCUUCUUCAAAGCAUGGUUUAGUUUUUUAUGCUUCCAUUUCUUUGAUUAAAUGCAAGCUUAUUGAAAAAACAUAUCAAACAAUUUUGAAUUUAUGGCAAAGGAAACAACAUGAAGCAAAGGAAAUAACCGAAUUAAUGCGCGGAAAUAUAACAGAGCCAGAUUUACAUGAGACACAAUUACAUCAACGUGAAGCUGCAGAAGAUCAUUUAGAGUGUUCUCUUUUACAACUAGAUGCUACAGUUAUACUUCCACUGCGUGAUUUUAUAUAA
This is a messenger RNA of Hylaeus volcanicus, 2500 nucleotides long. RefSeq lists its product as uncharacterized. The coding region runs from base 638 to 2500 and encodes 620 amino acids. The transcript has 9 exons. Gene Ontology annotation, cellular component: RNA polymerase III complex. The record is from RefSeq and is a predicted model, not a curated record. Gene Ontology annotation, molecular function: single-stranded DNA binding. NCBI's taxonomy places the organism in Eukaryota, Metazoa, Arthropoda, Insecta, Hymenoptera, Colletidae.